Messenger RNA from Danio rerio (zebrafish), 2721 nucleotides. It is a transcript of the gene ablim3, whose product is annotated as actin binding LIM protein family, member 3. Gene Ontology annotation, cellular component: cytoplasm. NCBI's taxonomy places the organism in Eukaryota, Metazoa, Chordata, Actinopteri, Cypriniformes, Danionidae. Gene Ontology annotation, molecular function: actin binding. Gene Ontology annotation, biological process: cytoskeleton organization. The record is from RefSeq and is marked provisional.
AUAAUCAGCGAAUCUCGCAGUGUGGCGGAGCUGCGAGAAAACACGCUGCUGCUCCAGUCCGCUGCGUGACGUCACCCCGGCGCGCUUCCAUAGAUGCGAGCGCGCGAGUACAGUGACAGCGCCUCGUCCACUGUACGAAACACUGUCUCAGGCUUGCUUUACCCGAGAAAACGGCAGAAGAUCGCGGAAUGUGACUUGGCAACAUUCCGCUUUAUUUGAGGCCGGUCGUCCGCCAUGCAUUCACAGGCUGCUUUACUUUAAGCCCACCGUUCCCAUUAUCAGCCAAGUGAUCGCUGCCCUCCUGUGAUCCGGGAAUCACAUUGGGAGCGUUAACAUUUGUCUUAAUUAUUCCGCGAGUUUGUAUCCCACUCUGACGGCUCGACUCUGACUUCAAGCUGAGGCUCAGUAACUGGAUUUAUUCGGUGGAACAAUAGUCGACCGCUGCUGUCUGGAUAUUAAAUUGUAGCUACUCUUGGAUUAUUGUCUCAGCAUCAUGAGCACGAGUGUACCCUAUCAGCAAAGCUCGUGCAGCAAUGAACGGAGCUCUGGACCAAUCCACUGCUUUCGCUGCCGGGAGCUGUGUAAAGGAGAGGUAGUACGAGUGCAACAUGUCCACUUCCACAUCAAAUGCUUCACCUGCCAAGUGUGUGGCUGUGAUUUGGCACAUUCCGGAUUCUUUCAGAAGAGUGGCGAGUACAUCUGCACAUCAGACUACCAGCGUCUGUACGGCACAAAGUGUGACAGCUGUGGGGACUUUAUCUCAGGGGAGGUGGUCUCUGCCCUGGGCCGCACAUAUCAUCCGCAGUGUUUCGUCUGCAGCGUCUGCAGGAAACCUUUUCCAAUUGGGGACAGAGUGACGUUCAGUGGUAAAGAAUGUGUCUGUCAGCAGUGUUCCAUCAAACUGGUUAAUCCAAAUGAGCCAAUCAAAAUCCACGGGCCCAGCUACUGUGCAGGUUGUAAGGAGGAGAUCAAACAGGGUCAAUCUCUGCUGGCGUUGGAGAAGCAGUGGCACGUCAGCUGCUUCAGGUGUCAGACCUGCGGCCUCGUCCUGACCGGAGAGUAUAUCAGCAAAGACGGCGUUCCUUACUGUGAGUCAGACUACCAUGCUCAGUUUGGGAUUAAGUGUGAAACGUGCGACAGAUACAUCAGUGGACGUGUGCUGGAGGCAGGAGGAAAACACUACCACCCGACGUGUGCUCGCUGUGCCCGGUGUCAGAUGAUGUUUACAGAGGGAGAGGAGAUGUAUCUCACAGGUUCAGAAGUGUGGCAUCCUGUGUGUAAACAAGCAUCUCGAACAGAGAGGAAACUGAGACUCAGGCGCACAUCAGAAGCCUCCAUCUCUCCUCCAGGUUCCAGCAUCAGUUCACCCAGCAGAGUCAUCUGUGCAAAAAUGGACAACGAGAUCCUUGAUUACAAAGACUUGGCAGCGCUGCCUAAGGUUAAAGCCAUUUAUGAAGUGCAGAGGCCAGACUACUGGUCCUAUGAGUCGAGUCACAGAUACUGCUCCGAUGACAGGCUAGAGCGCCUCAGCUAUGGGGAGUCCUUGGGCACACUCUCCCCUUAUUCUCAGGACAUGUAUGAUAGUAUGGACAUAAGGAUGAGGAGAUCCUCCAGUCCGGGCUACAUCGACUCUCCCACCUACAGCAGACAGGGCAUGUCUCCCAUUAUGCCUCGCUCGCCACAGCACUACUACAGAUACGGCACUGAGAGUGGCAGAACUUCACCCUAUUACAGUCAGCUAGACGCCCGGUCCAGCACGCCCACCACAAACCAAGCUCCCAAGCAUUUCCAUCUGCCAGCCACAGGGGAGCCCAACAUCUACAGGAAGCCUCCCAUCUAUAAGAGACAUGCAACUAAGAGCAAGACCAGUGAGGACAUUGUCCAGUCCUCCAAGUUCCCAUCAGCCUACUCGCCUGAACACUACCAGCACUCAGAGUCUGAUUACUCCUACUACACCAGCUCUCCUAAAUCUUUACGUGCUCCUCGGAGAAGAUACUCAUCAGGUGGAGAGGAAGAUGGCUGGAGUCAUGGCCUUCAAAGAAUUCAGGGUGGGAUCGGUCGUAUGAUCCUGAAGGAGGAGAUGAAAGCCCGCUCUGGUUCCUAUGACAAUGACCCCUGGGGCAGCGCACGAAACUCCCGCAGUGGGAGCAGGGAGAUGCUGCACAGCAUGGGCCACAACAACACAGUUAACGGCUCUCCUCGGUCAAACUUUGCUGCAGAGAAUGAUUACAUAUCCAAGUCAGCCUCUUUGCCUGGAUAUGGCAGGAAUGGAUUGCACAGGCCACAAAGUGCUGAUUACUAUCAAUAUGACAGCGGCAGUGAAGUCAACUGGGGAAUCAGAGAGUACACGGUUUACCCAUAUGAAGCACUUCUUGUGACCACUAGGGGGCGUAACAGAUUGCCAAAGGAUGUUGACCGGGCCAGAUUGGAGCGGCAUCUUUCCGCUGAGGAGUUUUAUCAGGUGUUUGGGAUGACGAUGGUGGAGUUUGACCGUUUGGCACUGUGGAAGAGGAAUGAGAUGAAAAAACAAGCCCGGCUUUUCUAGUGUUUCUGCCCCCCACAUACACACACACACACACACACACACACACAAACACAUACAGUAGAGACCUGAAACCUGUUCCAGUCUAACGAAACAAAAACAUCCUGUGUCUCAUGCCUGGACAGUACAGGAAUUGAGCAACUGUCCUUUAUGACAGACAUGAAUGAUCAGACAGGCUA